AUCUGAGAGAGCUCGCGUGUAGCUUGGCAAGAUCUCAGAGCGGGUGAGAGAGCGCAGUGGGGAGCAGGGAGAGCGAAGAGAGAGAGAGAGCUCGGGAGAGGAAGAUCUCUGGGAGCAAGGCGGUGGGAGACGCUCUCAGAGCGCGAGAGGGAGGAGAGCGAGCGAGCGAGAGGGCUCUGCUCGGGGGGGAGAGAGUGAGAGGGAGAGAGGGAGGGAGGAAAGAGAGAGAGGGCGGAGGAGGAGGAGGAGAGGAGGAGGAUGAUGCCCGCGUGCUGGUGGCGAGGCGCGGCAUGUCUGUUCAGUGCGCGGCGGUAGCGAGCGCCUCCGCUCUGCUGGUGGGAGCCGCGGCGCUGCUCGGGGUCACCGCGCUGGAGGGGUUCCCCUCCUCCUCGUGCGCCCUGCCCGGACUCACCUGCGGUUUGGUCUGCGGCCUCUCUGCCAUCCUGCAAAGGACCUGGAGAACCAUGGGCAAGAGACGCUGCCUCGCAGAACCAGACGCUAACAUGGCGGCGGGUUGCUGCGGGGUCAAAAAGCAACGCUUGGCCACCACCUCCACCACCUCCUCCACCACCACCUCCUCCUCGUCCACCUCGUCCACAUCCGCUACCGCCUCCUCUACCACAUCAUCAUCAUCGACCCCAGCCUCGUCAUCAUCAUCAUCGGCGGCUGUAGCAGCAGCAGCAGCGGCGGCGGCGGCGUCAAGCGGAGCCGGCUCACACAAUGGCCACGUGGACGGGCUAGACAGAGGAGGUGGAGGAGGAGGCGGCUUAAGUGUUGGCUUGGGGGGAGGAGGAGGUGGUGGUGGACGAGGAGGCCGGGAGGCGAUGUCUGGGACCGGCUCGAGGACGAUGAUGAUGGUGAACGGAGCGGCUGGUGGACAACGCGGAGCGGCGGCGGUGGCGUCUCCCGAGAUGUGCUGCUUCUGUUUCGACGUUUUGAGCGCGCACCUCCACGGGUUCCAGCCGCCAAGGAACCCGAGGUUCACCAACGACCCCUACCCGCUGUUUGUGACGUGGAAGAUCGGACGAGACAAACGCCUGCGUGGUUGCAUCGGCACUUUCUCAGCCAUGAAUCUGCACUCAGGACUCAGGGAAUACACCCUAACCAGUGCCCUUAAGGACAGUCGCUUUCCUGCCAUGACGCGGGAGGAGCUUCCGCGGCUGUUCUGCUCCGUGUCGCUUCUCACCAACUUUGAGGAAGCGGAUGACUACCUCGACUGGGAGGUGGGCGUGCACGGCAUCCGGAUAGAGUUCUGCAACGAGAAGGGCGUCAAGCGAACGGCCACCUACCUGCCCGAGGUGGCCAAGGAGCAAGGAUGGGACCAGAUUCAGACGAUUGAUUCGCUGCUACGUAAGGGUGGCUACAAGGCACCCAUCUCUACUGACUUCAGGAAGACCAUCAAACUGACCAGAUACCGCAGUGAGAAGGUAACGGUGAGCUACUCGGACUACCUGGCCUCGCGACACCAGACCGUCCACAACGGCGUCACCUACCCAACCGCCCCCCACUACGCGCACUACUCCUGACGGCGCGCCCCCCGCGGGCCCCCGCCCCCGCCGCCGCUAGGCCGACCUCGCACCACCCGGGACCAAGUGGCCCCCCGCGGGGGGGGCUCGGCGCGACGCGAGGGCGAGCCCCCCCGGCUGCCCCCCGCGGAACACUCGUGAGGGCGUUCGCGUCCAAAAGGCGGUCGCACCGGCGGUCCGGUGCGCUCGCCACGGCUCCCACCCCUCCCUCCCGGCCCCCCCCCCCCUUCCCCAUUACAACCCCUGACCUCGUGGUCAAGCCCAGUUAUGUUUUAAAAGCUUUGGCGGUUGUUUACUCGCGCCAGCAUGACCUGGAAAGCGGGGGUUGUUAUUACUUUUUUAUGUUAUUAGUAUGGUUGUUCUUUUAAAUGCAAUGGCUUUUAUGUUACUCCAGAGUAGGCAAGUAACGAUUUGGUGGGUUUUCGCAUUUCGGCAUCGCUUAUCUGAUUGAGCAAUCGGUUUAUUUUCCAACUAACAAUAGCAGUCAUCUAUCCACUGCUUUAUUUGUACUGCAUCUACCGUCCCGCCUGUCCCGCUGCCUUGCACGCACACUCUUUUGCUCGUAACGUCCAUCUCAUUUGUACCGUCUGCCUUGCUUUUUUUACCGUCUUUGUACUCUCUCGUUCGCCUCGUUGGCCUAAACGUGACAUCAACGUACAAUUCCCGCGCAACGAUUUUUCGCAAAUCGCAAAAGCGAGUGGAGUUCCUUCCCCCCCCCCCCCCGCUUGCACGGUUUCCAUUCGUGCAACGUGAGCGUGGCGUGUAAGUAAAAAAACAAAAAAAUCUUAUUUCAACCGACGAACUGACGCAUCGUCGUUACGUGCCUACUCGGAAGCCCUCGCUCGGCCCUAACGGGGGUGGUGGCUGUGAGGGGGGGCGGCGCGGUCUUCAACACAACAACAACAACAACAACGGCCGCUGUUUAAACCGAUAAUCUCUCGCGGGAUCCGGACUGUGUUCGGGCUACGUGCCGGCGAUUGUAAGCCACCCUCUACGCGUCCGUUCCCCCCCCCCCCGACACAGUUGGAUUCCCGUUACGCUUGGAGUUACCUUCGCUCGGCCGAUCUCCCAUCGCUCGCGCCGCUGGAAUUUGCACUACGAGCCGAGAGCCGCCCCCUUCUGUACUCCCACCGCACCAUCGUCGCUCUGCCGUGUAACCGCUCGAUGAUGAACAUAAGAAUAUUUGAGGGCAAUCGUCGUUGCUGCAAGUUGUCGCUGGCAAUAGUGGCCGCGAUUUUCAGUUUCCGAAAUCCGGAUGAUUCUGUUGGCUGCGAAUCCCCCCUUGUGUGCAUUUGGGACGCAUCGUCCAGUUGGACAGCAGAUAGAAGUCACGUGACUAACCUCCCGAGGUUUUGUGUGCUCUGUAGACCAAUCGUUGUUCAUGAAAAACACACUUUUAAGAAAAGUUUUUCUUUGGCCAGAGGGAGUUCUGUCACUGCGUCCAUAGCCCCAUAACCAAAUCACCCGCAGUGCACCCGUCAGAUAUUUUAAGCCUGCAUGGUACAUUGAUGAGUGACCACCACGCACAAAGAGGUUGCCAUGGGCUUGCUGGCGGAGCUCAUGUGGUGGGCAGCCAGAGGGCAGUGCAGAAAAAUCCGUUGUACUGUGCUUCUAUGCUCCCUAUCUCACAGUGACCAGUGUGAUGAAGUGUUGUCAGAAAACCCACACAAACUGUGUGGAGAGCCCCCGCAUCCAACAGUGGCUUGACUAACGGGGUUGACACACGUCACCGGUACUUGUGAAGGGGGCCCUGUCCGUUGGCCGUAGUUGCUCAUGGGAAAUGUGUUUUGCCGGCGACGGUUGUCUUAAAAUUAUCAUCGUGCAUCCUCGACCUUUUACAGACGUACGGCAUCGAUCGCGCCGACCUUUUAACCUUAGACGAGCAUUACAAAUUCUAGCUUCACCUUGUUUGUAAAAUCUGCAGCAGUAACAAAACUUGCAAUGGGGGGGUGGUGGUGGUGGUGGGGGAGGGCAAGGCUAGUCCAGAUGCCACGACUCGUCUCUUGAUCGUUCGCUGUGGACGGAAAUGUCACUCGUCGCGCUGAGUUCCCAGCGCAGCGCCGCAAAGCACUGCACCAUUGCGCUCCACCCCAGUAAGGGUGUGUGUGCGCACACGUAUGGCGCGUGUCGAUGUAUAUGCAAUAAGUAUAUACAUGUCACAGCGUGGGGGGGCGGCGGUCAUGUCCUGAGCUAGUGGUGACAAUUCCACAUUCCUAUGGCAGGGAACAAGUCUAUUCAUGGGAUGACCAAAAUGCACGUAAAUCAAAAUACACGAAUCAAUCUGAUGCAUAUAUGUGCCUGCCUGACCCUCUGCUCACAACCAUUAAGAACCACCAUCAUAGUGGACAGGCCCCGGGUAAAGUCGGAACCAUUUCCUUUUCUCCUUGGAGGUGCGAAAUCAAAUUUCCGUCUUUGGUUCUUAUUUUUACCACAUAGUUGAAGAGCAACGACAACUCGUGGUCAAAAGGAAAUCCAGAAAGGCGGAGGAAAGCGACGCACUUUACGAUCAUCGUUGAUGCACGCCAGGGGGAGGGGGGGGGGCGACGUUUUACUUGCAUGGGGUUUUGUCUGCGGUGGUGGGGGGCCAAGGGAAUUCCAAGUCAAGCGGUUGAUCUGCACCACUGCACCAUGGCUGCUGUUAUUGCUGCUGCUGAUGCUGAUGUUGCUGCUGUUACUCUUCACGGUUGAAUCGAAAACUUUCAAGACGAAAGUUGAACAAUUCCGGAUAAAUCUCUUUUUAUGCCAUUUUUACAUUUCUUUUUUCUUCUUCUUUGGAAAAAUUAUUGAAGCAAGAAAUCGAGUUGAUGUUAAGGGUUGCGUUCAUGUAACCGAUUUAAACCAUCACGGUGCGAUAAACUUUUUUUGUAACUUUUAUUUUUAAAAGAAGAGGCUGGUAUAUUUGUAUUACCGCCUUGUUCAGUGUUCGAGGCAGCCAUGGCGCAGUGAAAAGUGCAGGGAUGUCACGGUAAAUCCCCUUCCUGUGUCUCCUCCGUUGGCGGCGGUGGAUUCAAUUUCUCUCUCUGUGGCUUGACCCAUCCUCUUGCUGUCGUGUUCGUUUCGCCGAAUCGUCGUUUGUGUACUUUGUCGUAUGUAGUCGGCUCGGCCCAGUGGUGACUACGGCCACCCCGAGCUCACUCGGCCGUCGAGCUCUUCACCGUUGAUGGAUUUUGUCCGAGUUUUGUUUGAGAUGUUUCCUUCUCCCGUCAUCUCGCUCUCUCUGUCCACUCUGUCCGUCAUUGCGUUUACAUGCUUCGCGGGCCAUGAGACAUCCUGCCCGGCAACGACGUCUGGUCAAUUUGGAUGUCACGACAGCCACACGACCCAAGCCACGACGUCGGGAGAACACUACCCAACGUACAAUCGCAACGGUGACAUCGUCCAUCCAAAAAAAUUCUGUCUCCGAUUUUUUUUUCUCUCCCUUCCCAUCUAGGUUCAGUUUUCUUUAUGCAGCCACUAUAAAUAAUUGGCCGGAAAUGGCGUUUUGAAGAACAAGGCUGCCAGUUUAUGCACAGAUUGUGUUGCAAUUACAAGUUUACAGCAGGGGUGCGGGAUCUAAACGAUGUGUCGAUUCAAAUCGAUUCGCGUGCAUCGGAUCACGCGGGCACGUCAGAAUCAAUGUUGGUUUUGCGAUUCGAAUUUACCGUCUGUAUGCAAUGGGCUCACGCUCGCCGCUGCAGCCCACUGGAGGCGCUGUCGUUUAUCGCCACGAUGUAAGAAAAUCGAUGUACGGAAUCUAUUCUCGUGUUUAAAAAAAAAAACGCUGACCUACAAUCGUAACGAUUCAUCGCUUAGCCAGAAACCGAGGUGGUGGUGGGGGGGGGGAUGAAUAGCUCCACUCGUUGACUAAAGGUAAUGUCUUUCCUGAGGGACCCCCCCCCCCCCCCAUCAAUCCUCUGCUCUCUUUGUCCCACGCCGACGCCUUCUCUGCACCGUGUCUCUCUUUGUAUCUCACGGUCAUCAUCGCCCCCCCCCCCCCCCCCCGUUCUCUUGAAUUGACAUCGAGAGAGAGCCGGUCUUUGUUGGUUGCAGCAAUAAGGUGUUCAAUUGCAAAGGCGAAUGCUGCUAAAGAAUAAAAAGGGAAACCAGGCCUUAAUAACGUGCCAUUUAUAGUCGCGAAGGAACAAUUUCUAUGAAGUGCUGAAUCGCUCAAGAGGCUUUUUUUUAUUAUUUUUGCGUUAACCUUUCCGUUCCGUUGGGUUACGCGUUGAUUUCAUCGGGUUUGAAAGCAAUCGAAGCAAAAAUGAAGCCAACAACGUUAUCUUUUAGAAUCCACACUGGAGCUUUUCUUGAUUGUAGAUUAUUUCAAUCCAACGGUGUAAUGCACAAAAACGAGCAACACUUGUAAAAACAGUGGUAAGAACUUAAGUGGCCAGUCAAACAAAAUGGGUACCAAAUAAAAACAAAACAAACGUGAA
Lethenteron reissneri (Far Eastern brook lamprey) is the source of this 5941-nucleotide messenger RNA. It is a transcript of the gene AMMECR1, whose product is annotated as AMMECR nuclear protein 1. NCBI's taxonomy places the organism in Eukaryota, Metazoa, Chordata, Hyperoartia, Petromyzontiformes, Petromyzontidae. Gene Ontology annotation, cellular component: nucleus. The record is from RefSeq and is a predicted model, not a curated record.